AAUUAAUAUAGCGGCUUACAUGGGAAGGAGUUAAUGAGAUUCGAGUGUAUAUUUGGCAAAUUAAAAUUUUGUUCUCGUGUCUUGUAAGAGCCAUAUUAUUUUUGGUAAACAUUGAAUACGAGGUCGUGCCAAGCUCAACUCUUUCUCUAACCUCAAUCAAUCGACGAUCGCGGUGGUCAGCGUUGAUUAAGAGUCAUAGUUCAACCAAUUCUCUCCUUUGCGUUCCUCUCCCUCUCCAUCUGGAGGGGCCUGCAAAUCCUGAACGCCCUGGACAAUUAAAUUUCCUUUCCUGGAAACCAUUUUUGUGUCCUGAUUUCCCUGGAAAAUUAGAGUUCCUUCCCUGGAAACAUGAACCCUAUAAGGAAAUCUGCAUCUACCCCGCAUCUUCAUUUGAUUUCUGCAGGAAGAGGGACAUCAACGUCUGCUUUCAGUUCUUCCCUUUUCGAAACGAUGCGUCGUAGGGCUUUUGCCACCUCUCUUUUUGCUUUCUUGACUCUCUUUCUUUGUGUUUCUUUCUCUCUUUAUUCGUCUCGUAAUUCGAUCUACGCAACCCAACUCAUUUUUCCUUCUGCUAAUCUCUGCAAUUCCGAUUCUUCUCUUCUUGCCAUUCAAGAAGACAUAAACAGACCCACACGUCAUGUUUCUUCCUUUAAAGAUUCUAAUUUUAUUGAUUCUGUAUCUCUUUUGUUGCCGGAAUGGCAGGUUCUUGUUAUUGUCUCGCCGGAGAUAGAUUCUUCGCUGCUUUCCGGUGGCAAUUUCACCUGUCUUUAUCCUAACAACGCCACUGCUCCUGCAAGAUUCUCUGGAAUAUUGCCUUCCACGAACCAGACCACAUACAAGUGUCUUCUUCCCAGAAGCAUACGGCGUCGUUUGCCUUACUCUGUUCCGAUGUUGAUGAGAUUACCGGAGGAGGAAUUGCCUGUUCCUUUGCCGUAUUCUCCACCCAAAGAAUUGCUCAGGUGGCAAUACCUCGUCUACGAGUCUUUCUCCACGGAGGACGACGUCGUUCUCUUCGUUAAAGGCAUCAACAACCGCCAAGGAAUCAACAAGCCUUCUCAAGAAUUCAAGUGCAUGUUCGUCGACGAGGCCAGCAACACCACCGUUAAAACCGCCGUUACGAGCUCAAUACAAGAGGUUUUCAGGUGUGAUCAUCCAGAUUUAACGGCGUUUGGUUCUGGCGAAGAUCAUUAUCCAAUCAAGCUCAAAGUCUUUCUAGAAACCAUGGCCAUCGGACCUAAAAAGAUCGUUCCUUCAGUGGCGUAUUACACCCCUCGGCAAAAGAUAGCAGAAUCACAGCCAAAAUUCAAAAUGUGCGCCUCCACCAUGGUUUACAACGUGGGCAAGUUCUUAAGAGAAUGGAUCAUGUACCAUUCAAAGAUUGGCGUGGAGAAGUUCAUAUUAUACGAUAAUGACAGUGAUGAUGAUUUGAUUAGCGUUGUUAACGAUCUUAAUCAAGAGGGUUACAACGUAGAAACGUUCUUAUGGCUAUGGCCGAAAACUCAAGAAGCUGGAUUUUCUCAUGCUGCAUUAUACGCAAAUGACUCAUGCAACUGGAUGAUGUUCAUAGAUGUUGAUGAAUUUGUGUUUUCACCAUCAUGGAAUGAUUCAAUUCAACCCUCUGAUCAAAUGCUAAACUCUUUGCUUCCAUCUUCUUCCCAUGCACACCACCACAUGAUCGGAGAAGUUGCGAUAAUGUGCAACGAAUUUGGUCCAUCGCAUCAAACGUCGCACCCGGCGGAGGGGGUGACACAAGGGUAUACAUGUAGAAGAAAGGCAGAGAAUCGGCAUAAGUCUAUAGUCUUAUUAGAAGCAAUUGAUGAAUCAUUGCUUACCGUGAUACACCAUUUUAGUUUAAAGCCAAGUUACAGAAUGAAGCGUUCGAGUUUGGAAGCUGCGGUGGUGAACCAUUACAAGUACCAAGCGUGGCCGGAGUUUCAGGCCAAGUUUAGGAGAAGGGUGUCUGCAUAUGUGGUGGAUUGGAUGAGUGCAUUGAACCCUUUGUCGAAGGACAGGACCCCAGGGUUAGGGCACGAAGCAGUGAAGCCACGAGGGUGGGAGAACAAGUUCUGUGAAGUGAGAGAUGAGAGGUUGAAGUUGCUGACAAAGAGAUGGUUUGGGACGGAAACAGGAACAGGAUACAAAAUGGCAUGGCAAAGUUGAUGUUUUUUUUUUGCCAAUUUACAAUUGGAGUUCAGUAAUUUGUAGCAUGAUUCUUCUUCUUCUUAAUUUUUGCCUUUUUCUGGCUUGUAUUAUGUUGGGAGUUGAAGACAUGUAACAAGGAAUGACCUGAGAAUUGAAUG
Messenger RNA from Manihot esculenta (cassava), 2300 nucleotides. RefSeq names its product glycosyltransferase family 92 protein RCOM_0530710. Bases 349 to 2160 code for a protein of 603 amino acids. The transcript has a single exon. NCBI's taxonomy places the organism in Eukaryota, Viridiplantae, Streptophyta, Magnoliopsida, Malpighiales, Euphorbiaceae. The record is from RefSeq and is a predicted model, not a curated record.